CUUUCUUACAAAAAAAUUUAUAAGAAACGAUUAAAGAAUGCAAAAUCCCCAUCUAAAGUAAAGAAGCAGAGCUAGAAAUCAGAGCAAACGGAUCAUGAUGCGAUACAAAGAGGAAAAAGAAGCAAAGAAGGAAGCUUUCAGGAAAUAUCUUGAGAGUAGUGGAGUUGUUGAUGCUCUCACCAAAGUCUUGGUUGCAUUGUAUGAGCAAAAUGACAAACCUUCUUCUGCUCUUGAAUUCAUUCAACAAAAAUUAGGCGGCCCAAGUUUGUCUGAAUAUGAAAAGCUGCAAGCUGAAAUGUCAGAGUUGCAAAAUAAGUAUAGUGAUCUGUUGGGAGCCCAUCAAGAAACUUGCAAAGAGUUGGAGGAACUUAAGAACUCACAUAAUGUUGCAUCUGCUACAGACACUACAGAUGGGGAGGCACCGAAGGACGACCCUUGAAUAUCCUGAGGAAAAAAUGGAGCACCACCAUGCUAAAUAAACAUUAAUAUUCGGACAAUAUCAAGUGAUUAUAAGAAACCAUUGUUCUGUGUUCCUAACUUGUUGUAUUCUUGGAAUGUAGUGUAUAGCAGGAUUUUUUUGUGUGUAUCUCUAUUACUGGUUAAUUUUUGUGAAAACAUUCCUUGAUUCUCUUUCAAUAUAAACGAAAUCUGAUCCUGAGUACU
Molecule: messenger RNA, 663 nt
Organism: Populus euphratica (Euphrates poplar)
Lineage: Eukaryota; Viridiplantae; Streptophyta; Magnoliopsida; Malpighiales; Salicaceae
Product: c-Myc-binding protein
Exons: 5
Coding region: 95-439 (114 amino acids)
Biological process (GO): regulation of DNA-templated transcription
Cellular component (GO): nucleus
Molecular function (GO): transcription coactivator activity
Source: RefSeq, a predicted model, not a curated record